AUUAGUAUUAUUUUGAUACUGCACCACAGAACAGAACAGAACAGAACCCUCUCUCCCUCAAUUCUGAUAGAGUUUUGCGAAUGCUUUCCUAAAUUGAUGUCAUUCUGCUGAUAAACGAGAAUCCACAAUCUCUCUCCAAUCAACUAACCAAACCAAUUCAAUCAACAAUCAACAAUCAACCCCUUUGCUUCUCUCAAAUUCAACCCUAUUACUACUAAAUUAUUUAUUAUUUAUUUAUAUUUUCUCCGCAAAUAGAAGCAAAAGAAUCUCGUAUCUAACGUCAAAGGCUUCUUCAAUUACUCUCUGUCCCACCAUCAUCUUCUAUUGCAAUCCAAUUUUCACACUCUCUACUUUCGCACAACCCAGCUACGAGGUUUGUAGAAGGCAUGCCUGUGGUGUUGGAUAUAAGUUCCGAUGAAGAUGAGGGUUUGAAAGAGGGACCCAAAAAUUCUGAUCUAGAAUGGAUUCAAGAGUUGCUCUUCAAUUCUGACGAUGAAGAAUCAAAUGCUGAUUCUGAUGAUGUUGUCAUCCUUCAUGAGACCAAACCACAACAACACUUCAAGUCAAAGGCUAUUUCAACUUUGUCUGUAAAUGAUGGUGAUGAUGACGAUGAUGAUUGUGUGGUUCUUGAGGGUGAUCCUGAAAAUGGUGUUACUUCUGUUGAUGAUGAGGGUGCAAAUGGAUCAGAUGAGUUGCUUGUAGUUGGGGAAAAGGGUCAAGUUGCAUGUAGAGACUAUCCUCAUGCGCGGCAUCUUUGUGCUAAAUUUCCUUUCUCUUCCACCCCUCACGAGAAACACUGUGGCCAGUGCCACUGUUAUGUCUGCGACUCCCUAGCACCGUGUCUAAAGUGGGGUACUGGCAUUUUGAAUACAGAUCAUUGUCAUGCAAACGAUAAAACUGAUAUGUGGAAAGUUCAGAGGAAAGAUUUCCGGCGGACCCAGAGUUCCCCAUUACCGGCUUCAACUAAUUAUGGUACUUCACAUGGCGUGGUACGUUCCCAACGUUUCGAAAAUCUGCCUCGUGAUAUUAAUCACUUGUCUCCAAAUUCUGUGUUACGGAAACAACCAUCAAGAUCAACUGUAAUGCACACUCCCUCCUCACUCAACAGCAUAUCUCAAAAUCAGGUCUCUCGACCAAAAUCAACGUAUGCCCACUACUCACUAAGUUCUGGUACGCAGAAUCCGAUCGUUAGAUCAAUUAACAUCCCUGUAUCCCGUACAGCCACCAAUCUAACAAUCCCAAAUGGUGCAAACCAUGGUAGUAGAUAUGUGCAACCAAGAUCUACUUUGGCGAGAGACCGAAGCCGGCCUCAUUCUGUACAGUUGUUGGGUGUACGCAGUCAUGCCAUCCAAAAGGAACGGGAAAGGGUUGCAAUCAGUUUACGACCACAGUUCCUCCGCUCUCCUAUGAUGUCCAAGGGAGUUGUAGGUCGCACUAUGGGGGACACUCUGGCAGUGAAUCAUAUGUCUCAUGGUUCAUCUUGCUUCAACAAUCAUGUUAAUGCAGUACAUCAACAUGACAAAUUUCACACUGCAACAGGAUUCUCAAAUCCCAUAAAUUGCAAUGGGCCAGGGGAUGUUUGUCCCUCCAUAAAUCUAUCAACUUUCUCAGACUCAAUCUCAGGACCGGUCAGCCUUAGUUGUGUCAACCAGUGUACCGUGACUCCGGAAACCCAAGUAUAUGGCCAAACACUGUCCCAACCGAACGAUAGCCUGAAUUUCCGUCAAACUUGUAUUCAAGGUAAUGAUGCUCCUUAUGUUGCAUGCCUGAAUAGCAAUCAACAUGGAAAUGACAUUCAAAUCAAAAGUCAAGAUGAAAGUGCUAAUGGAAAUAUUACACAUAGUGGAAUUACAAGUCAAGAUACUUUCCAACCAAAGGCACAUGAAGAAAUUCCAAAUAUAACUUCCAGCGCCGAGGGAGUUUCUGCUUUUGACUCAAGUUGGGCGGCAAAAACCAAUCAAAGCAUUGAACUUCUAGUUGAAGGCUCCGCUCUACAAAGCUCAGGAUCUAUAGACCAAUCAUCCAAUGUUGAAAACUCCAGUACUGAUCAGUUUACCGGAAACAUUGAACCGCAAAAUGAAAGUUUUCAUAUACCUAGUUCGAUGGUUGAUAUUGAAAACUGGCUUUUGGGAAAAGACUCUUCUCAAAUGGGAACAGAUGAUGUUUUGUCAUUUGAAAUGAAUAUCCCAUCUCCAGAUCCUAGUCCAUUCGAUGAGGGCAUGCUUUUAUCUCCAUGGUGGUGAACGAUUUACAGGUAACCAGCGAAGAGAGCUGAUACAUAUUGAGGUAAUGAAUGGAAGUGCCUAGAUUUGUCUUGAGACCGAGUCAUGUGUGUGACAAGCUUCAUUUUUUAGGCUCAUCAACUCAUGCUAAGAGCUGAUUCGUGUUAGAUGUUCACUAUUCCUCAUAGUUUAUGCUAAGUUAGAUUAUAUAUAGUUGCUAUUAACAUAGUCUAAUUUUGUUUUGCUUUGUUUAGUUGGAUUAGUGAAGUAUUUGCCUCUAGGAUAAUGAAUGUGAAAGUCAGAAGCAGGGUAAAACUAACACAACAGAAAAGUGUUUGUGUUCUAUCUCACCUGUACUUUAAUUUUCGUUUAUGCAGUAAUUAAGGUUUAUAUUUAUCUAAAUGUUGUGUAUAAUUUCAGUUUUAAGGGUAAGAGUAGUACCAUUGAUACUGUCUAUCAACAUCUUUGUAUAGUUUUGUUCAA
This is a messenger RNA of Cicer arietinum (chickpea), 2705 nucleotides long. RefSeq lists its product as uncharacterized. Lineage: Eukaryota; Viridiplantae; Streptophyta; Magnoliopsida; Fabales; Fabaceae. The record is from RefSeq and is a predicted model, not a curated record.